Lytechinus variegatus (green sea urchin) is the source of this 2094-nucleotide messenger RNA. It is a transcript of the gene rrs1, whose product is annotated as ribosome biogenesis regulatory protein homolog. Lineage: Eukaryota; Metazoa; Echinodermata; Echinoidea; Temnopleuroida; Toxopneustidae. Gene Ontology annotation, molecular function: protein binding. The transcript has 11 exons. Gene Ontology annotation, biological process: ribosome biogenesis; endonucleolytic cleavage in ITS1 to separate SSU-rRNA from 5.8S rRNA and LSU-rRNA from tricistronic rRNA transcript (SSU-rRNA, 5.8S rRNA, LSU-rRNA); ribosomal large subunit biogenesis. The record is from RefSeq and is a predicted model, not a curated record. Gene Ontology annotation, cellular component: nucleus; preribosome, large subunit precursor; nucleolus. Bases 57 to 1076 code for a protein of 339 amino acids.
UGUGCGCCCUCUAUUGUUUCAAUUUAUGAAUUUGCACGUGUUGUUUUGAUGACGAGAUGGAUACUUCUGAAAUAGUGGACAAAGUAUUGAGAAAUGCAGCGGAGGAAGAGAAGAAAUACAAGUCUAUAGAAGUUAAACGGGAUGUGGAAGUCGGCAUCGACUUAGGGAACUUGCUGACCUGUGAUCCAAAUGCAUUAGAUGUAAAGAAAUAUAGAGUAAAAAAAGAAGAAUAUCUUGCUUCCGUUGCUAGGGAUGCGACGCAACUAUUAUUCAACCAACUUUGGAAGCUUCCUGUGCACAGAGUUGAGGAUGCCAUCACUGUCAAGCUCCCAGAACCAUCUACAGUCCUGCCAAGAGAAAAAAGGGUACCAAAGGAUAAACCAGCCACCAAAUGGGAGCAGUAUGCCAAGCAGAAAGGAAUUCAAAAGAGGAAAAGGACUGGUAAAGUUUGGAGUGAAGAAGAAGAGAAAUGGAUUCCUAGAUAUGGUUACAAGAGCAAGAAUGACCUCAAGAAAGAUUGGCUUCUUGAAGUUCCAGCUAAUGCAGAUCCUAUGGAGGACCAGUUUACCAAGAAGAAGAAGGCCAAGCAGGAGAGAAUUGCCAAGAAUGAGCUUCAGAGGUUACGUAACAUUGCCAGAGCGAAGAAAGGAAAAGUUCCAGGAGUAGGGCUCACACCGACAGAGAAACCAGACAAAUCUCUGGUCAAUAAGUCCAUUCAUUUAUCCAAACAUUCUACAGCAUCAAUAGGAAAGUUUGAAAAUAAACUGCCUAAAGAACCACUGAUCAAGAAUCUUGGAAAAAGGCGAAAGUUUGAUCCGGUCAUGGGUUCUUUGAAGAAGGAGCAGGAUCUUCAGAAAAGUAUUUUAGAUGGACUAUCAAGGAAAAAACCAGAGAUAAAUGUCACCAAGGCUGUAAACAGGCAGAUCAGGGAGGAACAACAGAGUGCAGCAGCAGAGAAGAGAGAAGGAAAGAAGGGUGGAAAGGGAAAAGGCAAAGGAAAGGGAUCCAGGAAAGCAGCACCAAAGACUGCCGGAAGGAAGCGAACCAAAGGAGGUGGGCGGGGCAAGAAGCGAUGAGAUUCCUCCAAACAAUGCUUUUGAACUAAUAGACUGAAUAUAUAGUACCUAUGAUUACGAUCCGGUGGAGUCAUUUGCGUAAAUGAGCUGCACCGAUUCUUUUUGAAGAAACUAGGCCUGCAGAUAAUCAUCGGCCAGUACAAACCAGCAGCCAGUAUAGCAACACCUGAAGUUCUCGGCUUCUCAGAUCAGGCCAGCUUCCUAACCCAUAAUGCAACAACAUUCUAAGCAGUGUAGUCUUAUAAUGCAGGCCCACUUGAAAAAUAACAUGUCAGUUCACUACUCAUUACAUUCAUACAGCAACAUUUAUGAUACUACAAGUAGCAAAACAAAUACUUUCUCCUUAAAACAUUUUAGUUUCCCUGUACAAGUAAAAUUAUAGUCUAAUUUAUUCUCUGUUUUGUUAAUUAAAAGUUUGCUAAUAUUUGAAGACUAGUUAAUCAUUGUUGAUGGCAGACCAGUUCACACAGUCUUGUCAAGUUCAUUUUCACUUUAGAGUAUGCCUCAUCCAAAUUACAUUACAAGGGAAAGGUGCUUUCUGUAACUGAGGAAUUAAUUCAACAAGGUAGCAAUUUAUUUCACAGGGGGCAAGUGGUUCAAAAAGGAUGAUUUUGUGGUCAUGAUAUCUACUGUGGAAACAAGGUACAGCAAGGGCCUGUUCAACUUCAGAUUUUGAUUUUUUGCAGCAGUAGUAAAUAACUAAAUAUAUCUGGUAAAACGGGUCCAGGAAUAUUUAUAGAGGGAUAUCAAAUGCUGAUUGUAUUUAUAACAGAUCACUCAAUAUGAUGUUUCACUUGAUAAAAAAACUUGUCGCUUAUUGCUUGGUGAAAUAAAUCAUGUAAAGGUAGCUUUUGUUUUCAUGAUUUUUCUUAAAAUUAUGGUUCUAAUUGACCAUUUUUCAUUGAACUUGAAUUUCUUAAUUCACUGAUGAAAAGUGAUUUUAAUUAUAACUAACAUCUAAGAUAAGAUAUGUUUUUCAAGUUUUAAUAAUAAAAUGAUAAUAAUCAUUUUAAAUACC